Messenger RNA from Nestor notabilis (Kea), 1277 nucleotides. Its product is annotated as acyl-CoA desaturase-like. Gene Ontology annotation, biological process: unsaturated fatty acid biosynthetic process; response to fatty acid. NCBI's taxonomy places the organism in Eukaryota, Metazoa, Chordata, Aves, Psittaciformes, Psittacidae. Gene Ontology annotation, cellular component: endoplasmic reticulum membrane. The transcript has 5 exons. Bases 72 to 1031 code for a protein of 319 amino acids. Gene Ontology annotation, molecular function: stearoyl-CoA 9-desaturase activity; palmitoyl-CoA 9-desaturase activity; iron ion binding. The record is from RefSeq and is a predicted model, not a curated record.
UCUCCUCCAGUUCCAGCAUCACCACUGUCGGCACCGUCACCUCCCGGGUGACCAAGAAUGGGGAUGCUGUCAUGGAGAAGGACGUAAUCAAUCAUGAGGACUUGGCAGGAGACCGGGGCAUGAUAGAUGAUAUCUUUGAUGAGACCUACCGGGAGAAAGAGGGCCCCAAGCCCCCCAUGCGAUACGUCUGGAGGAAUAUCAUCCUCAUGAGCCUUCUCCAUUUAGGGGCCCUGUUCGCAUUGACACUGAUACCUUCUGCAAAGAUCCAGACAUUGGCGUGGGCUGUUCUGUGUUUCCUGCUGUUUUCUCCCCGCCUCUGGAGCCAUCGAUCCUAUAAAGCCACCUUGCCCCUGCGGAUCUUCCUGACUAUUGCAAACUCCAUGGCCUUCCAGAAUGACAUCUAUGAAUGGGUCCGGGACCACCGUGUCCAUCACAAGUUCUCCGAGACAGAUGCAGACCCACACAAUGCCAUGCGGGGCUUCUUCUUCUCCCACAUCGGCUGGCUGCUGGUGCGCAAGCACCCGGAUGUCAUAGAGAAGGGCCAGAAGCUGGAUCUGAGUGACAUAAAGGCUGACAAAGUGGUCAUGUUCCAGCGGAGAUACUACAAGCCCUCGGUGGUGUUGCUGUGCUUCAUGUUGCCCACCUUAGUGCCCUGGUACUUCUGGGACGAAUCCAUCAUCAUCAGCUUCUUCAUUCCAGCCAUCCUGCGCUACGCCAUAGGGCUCAAUGCCACUUGGCUAGUGAACAGUGCUGCUCACAUGUUUGGCAACCGGCCGUAUGAUCAAUACAUCAACCCACGGGAGAACCCCCUAGUCAGCCUGGGGGCUCUAGGAGAAGGUUUCCACAACUACCACCACACCUUCCCCUAUGACUACUCCACCAGUGAGUUUGGCUGGCGCUUCAACUUAACGACAGCCUUCAUCGACCUCAUGUGCCUCCUGGGGCUGGCCAGCGAUCGCAAGAAGGUCUCCAAGGAGGUCAUCCUGGCUCGGAAAAUGCGGACUGGAGAUGGGAGUCACAAGAGUGGCUGAGUUCCUGCUCCAUUCACGCAGACACCCACACCUCUCCUUCCUCCUUUUUUCUCCCUUUCUCCCUUCCCAACCCCUACGAACACGCUGGACAAAGGUUUAAUGUUCUGUUUACUGACUACUGAAUAAUGCUACCAGUUUGCUUACGAUAGUGAUAAUGAGUUUUAACCCACCUCCCAUGCUGUAUUUUUACAUGGUGUAUUAAGAUCUAGGACUCUGCCUUUUAUAACGCAAGGCCACCCUUUUCCC